AUGAGUGGAUCAAAUGAUGGAUCGGCUGGCACAAUUAACAGCCUUCUAAAGUACAGAUUUACAAAAAAGCCUGCUGUCAAAGGCGGCCACUCAGAAUCUCCAGACGAUGACCAACCUAACGGAUUAAUUAAAGAAAACAGUGCCAACUCCAAUGAUAGUCAAGCUACAGUUCUCUACAGCAGCCAGAAGUGCUCCGAAACAAGUCAGCACAGUGUUGAUAGUCAGGCUACAGUAAUCAGUAGCCAGAACACAGUUUCUCCUUCCUUUAGUCAAAAUGCUAAAGCUCCAGCAGACAAGAACAACACUUCCCAAAGACCUGUCACCAGCAGCCCAUCUAGUCCUGUGUUUAAGUCACAUACAAGCCAGAAACAAGAUACAGUGAUCACAGGGAACUCCACCAGUCCUCCUGGGGGACGAGGUAAACCACAGAACGCCAAUGGAGCUAGUAAUUGCAGCACUGCAGGGUUUAACCCAGUUCACAAGUCACAGAAUGAUUCCUCAUCCAGAGCAACAGACGACCAGGUGAAUCAAGAAGAUUUCCAGCGGCUCCGAGAAAUGUUUCCAGGAAGCAGUGAGAACAGGAUCAGAGCUGCCCUGAUAGUCUACCCCAGGGAUUUCCAGAAGGCAGUACAGUUCAUGACCUCGGAACAGUCAAAGCAGGGGGAAAAGCGCCCUGCUCCAAUAAGUGAUUCCGAUGAUGACAUGCCGCAGGUCACCGCCGUCUACAAGAGGAUUAAAACAAUCCCAGAGUCCCCCUCUCCGACCAGAGUGGUUUCCGUUGAUUUUCUCAGCGAGUCCAGAUCGUCAAAAACAAAGACAGCCGAUUCUAACUCAGAUGCCUUCCAGAAAGGUCUGGACUUUUUAAGAGGGUGUUUUCCAGCAAAAUCUGUGGAGGACCUGAAAGCAGCCCUGGCUGCAAAUGACGGAGACACACAGAUGGCUGUUGCCUCUUUGUCAGAGGAGGGUAGCAGUGAUAGUAAGCUAGCGGAGUCUCUAAGUAAGAAGACAGCUGGGCCAAGCUCGGACACGAAACCAGGAAAGUCCAACUCAGCCCUGAAACCCCAAGUUGCUGCAUCCAAAG
Molecule: messenger RNA, 1081 nt
Organism: Candidula unifasciata
Lineage: Eukaryota; Metazoa; Mollusca; Gastropoda; Stylommatophora; Geomitridae
Source: the annotation of a GenBank genome assembly